This is a messenger RNA of Effrenium voratum, 1410 nucleotides long. The record is from the annotation of a GenBank genome assembly. Lineage: Eukaryota; Dinophyceae; Suessiales; Symbiodiniaceae.
AUGCUGCCGAGGGAGGUGGAGACGCUGCAUCGGGUGCUGCACUCGCUGCAGGUGCUGCAAGCCUCCCUGGAGGCCACGGACGCCGACGACGCGGACGCGUCGCCGGCCGAAAGUGCGGCGAGCGAGUGCCAGAGGUACCUCCAGGGCCUGCAGCAGUUGGAGGCGGACCUGGCGCACUACAGGGGCCUGGACUCCACGCCGAAGGCGCCGAAGGAGCCGCCGGGGCCGCGGCGCUUCGCGCCGCCGCAGCCGGCCGCGCCGGUGCGGCAGCUGGAGCCGCUGGAGCUCAAGACGCGAGGUACCCCGGGCGUGCGGCCCGGCCUGGCGCUGGACCCCGGGCUCGAGAUGGCUCCUGCACAGGCAGAUGCCACGGGUCGGAUCCUGGAGCUGCUCAAGGGUGCAGGCGUGCCCGAGUCCAAGGCCCCCACCAGUUUGGAGUACCGGGGCCAAUGGCAGCCGAAGCCCAACGGUGCGGAGACGGGCCACGGGGUGGUGCCCAAGGAGUGGGCCCUCGAGCUGGCCUCGGAGAACGACCGGACCCUUGCCUCCUUCGGCUGGGCCGGCGGAGCGCAGCUCUGCCUCUCCAACGCCUUCCGCCAAGCGGAGGAGUUGGAGGCCCAGGCCCAGGACCUCAUUGACAGCGGCACUUGCACCAAAGACGACGCGCCGGUGCAAUGCAUCCGCGCCAUCGCGAAGGCCACUGAGGAGCGCGAGGCGCUGAUGCGGAGGCAAUGGUGCGACAUCGAUUUCCAGCAAGGGGAGGAGGCAAAUCAGGAGCUUCUGAAGCACCUGGAGCGAGACUUCGCCAGUCAGCUGGCCCGGACUGCGGCGCGGCAGGAGGAGGUGGAAGAGACCUGGUACAACAUCCGGCUGCGCGAGGCGGAGGCUGGCAAGGUGUACUUGGGAGCUUCCGUUGGUGGGGACAGUGUGGAGCUCACGGGCUACGACGACGAGUCCGGGCGGCAGCGCUGGCAGCUGCUGCCGGAGGGGCGGCAGGGCACAGGUUCCGCCAGCUGGCACCUGCUACGUUUGCCAGGGCCGCAGGGAAGGAGUGGCAGUCAGCCUUCGUGGCUUCUGCGUUCCCUGUGCUGCUUGGAGCUUUGGGCACUUGGUGGCCUUUGUGGGUCGGGGCCUUCGGGGCUUGGAGCUCUGCGAGCUGGACGACAGCUCCGGCAGGCAGCGCUGGCAGGUGGACUGUUCUUUGGAGUCCUGCGUCUUGCGGGCCGCCACGGGAUGCGGGGAUCCGGGGCUGGGCGCGGCGGCCGCGGUGGAGGCGAAGGCGGCGGGCUGUUGCCUGGGCGAAGCCGGAGGUGGCGUGGUGCUGCAGGCGCUAGAGAUGCGCUGGGACAUCCGAGGGCCUGCGGGCCGCUUCGGGGCCGGACAAAGUGCCGGUCAGAGCGAGGCAAGUGA